GGGCCAAGAUGGCUGCCCAGCCAGGGCCCGGAAGUGCUGCCUCCCCCGGCUGUGCCGGGGCCAUGGAGCGGGUCCUACCCAUGCUGCUGGUGCGGAUCCCUGCUGAGGAGACGGCGCAGCUGGGACCACGGGCGCAGCUGCACCGAGAGCUGGAGGCCCUGGGGAGCCUGACGGCUGCGGGCAGUCUCCAAGUGCUUUCCUUGGCGCCGGGCAGCAGGGGUGGAAGCAGCUGCUGCCUCCCAGGCCCCUUUAGGCAGUUCCUAUGGGAGGAGUCUCAGAACAGCACAUCGAGAGACAGGCCCAAGCUGCUUGUUGCCAGAGAAGAUUAUGAGCUGCUCGUAUAUGAAUUUGACUUGAGAGAUGGAAGAUGUGACGCAGCCUUAUUACACGGCUGUUGUGGGAGGACACUGCAGAAGCUCACUGAAGAUCAAGGUGUCAGUAUUUCCUUCAAGUCUUUGAGAAUUCUGUCAUUUCACAACAACACGUCAUUACUGCUCAUCAACAGAUGUCUCAUCCUACGUGUUGUGUUUCCGGGAAAAGAACCUGGGGUCCCAGUGCUGGACUGCCUCUCACUGCCCCUGCCUGCACAGGCAGUGGACACGAUCAUUGAUGCACAGCUCUGCGAGAGAUUUCUUUUUGUUCUGAGCACAGUGGGCUGGAUCUAUAUUUUUAACACUAUGGAUGGCACACAGGUAGCGCGAGUGGACCUGGCUCUUCUCAGAGAAGAUUGUGAGCAGCUGGAGCCCGCCAGCGUCUCUUCCUUUACAUCCCUGAGAGUGUCUCAGGACUUGGAUGUUCUGGUGCUUGUCAGCUCAGCCAGUACUGCAGUUGCUCUUAACCUACAUUUGUAUUUCAGGCAACAUCCAGGACACCUACUGUGUGAAGGAACACUGGAAGACCUUCCUUUUGAAGGGCCUCCAGGGAUAGAUGAAGACGACCUGGCUAACUCUGCCCACAACAUGAAACUGAGCAAGGUGUCCUUUCAAGUUGAUAGGUCCUGGAGAGCCCAGCUGUUGUCACUGAAUGAAUCAGUGAGGGGCCCUGAACCAGAGGUUUCCUGCUGUGCUCCGUGGUUCCAGAGUGCUUUGCAUUUGGAGUCCCUGGAAUCUGCUGACCACACCCCCACUGUGCCAACCCACAGUGUUUUCAUUCCCGGGGAUGUCCCCCGUGGCCGGUGUGCUUUUCCUCAGAAGGAGCACAUGAAGAGCAGUGAUCCAGGAAGGCCGUGGAAGACAAUGCACGGGAGUGAACGUGAGCAGCCCACGGAGCUCACGUGUCUGUCUGUGACGGGAUUUACUGCACUGUUUACUUGGGCAGUAGGACCGACCAGCUGCACCAUCGGCCUCUGGGACUUGGAGACCCAGGGCAUGCAUUGUUUUUCUCUCAGCCAGAAGUGUACUCCUGUAGACAUUGGCGGAGACCAGCAGCUGUGCCUUGCUUUGACAGACGAUGGUCUGUCUCUGAUUUUGUUUGGUUUAACCCAAGAGGAGUUUUUGAACAGACUAAUGAUCCACGGCAGCGCCAGCACUGUGGACUCCCUUUGUCAUCUCAACGGUUGGGGACGGUGCUCAAUCCCUAUCCACGCUCUGGAGGCUGGCAUAGAAAAUCGUCAGCUGGACACAGUAGAUUUCUUCUUGAAGAGCAAGGAAAAUCUUCUUACUCCGUCUUCACAAUCUCCUGCUCCUGAUCAGCAGCAUCCCUUUUCAUCCCAUCUGUACCUAAGGCAGGUAGAAGAGAUGAGCCCAGCCCUGGAUUUACUAUGCUCAGCAAUUAGAGAAAGUGACUCGGAAACCCAAAGCAAACAUUUUGCUGAGCAGCUGCUUCACCUCACACUGUCCUUCCUUAACAAACAGAUAAGGGAGCUUUGUGUUCACACUGAAGAGCUAGAUGAGCAUUUACAGAAAGGAGUGGCCAUUUUGACCAGCUACAUCAAUGAGCUUCGGACUUUUAUGAUAAAGUUUCCUUGGAAACCAGGAGAUGCAAUAGAUGAAUCUGAUGUAAAUGAAGGUGUCGUCACAGUGAAGGAGGACCAGGUUUGGGAGGAACUCAGCCUUGAGGAAGUUAUUGCUGAUGCCAUUUUAAAUAACAGAAUACCAGAGGCACAAACUUUCUUUAGGAUUAGUGGUCAUUCCGCUCAACGACUGGAGGAACUGGUUAGGAUCGGCCUAGAUCUGGCAUUUGACAGUUUAAAAAAGAACAACGUGGAGGAGGCCUCCAGGCUCCUGAGGAACAUGGGCUUCAGUGUGGAAGAUGAGUUGCUUAAGAUAUGCUUUUAUACAACUGAUAAAAAUAUACGGGACUUUUUGGUUGAAAUUUUAAAAGAAAAGGAAUGUUUUUCUGAAAAAGAAAGAAGAACUGUAGACUUUGUUCAUCAACUUGAAACACUUUAUUCUGGACACUUCCAGGAAAAUGCACAGACGCAGGAUUUCCCCAGGUAUUGGAUAAAGGAACAGGACUGUUUCAAACACAAAUCUGUCUUGGACACAUUCCUCAAAUAUGAUAAAAAAGAUGAGUUUCACAAACAGGACCAUAGAAUUGCGUUGAAUUGGGCUCACUGGUGGGACCUGCAAACGCAGGAGUGUAUCCUUCUCCCCAGACUAAGUCCAGAAGAGUACAAAGCACGCUCCCCGGAAGCCCUGUGGAGACGCCUCACAGCUCGCCAUGACUGGGCAAGCAUCAGCUUGUGGAUGGAAGAAUUUCAGACCCAGGGAACCGAGUCACCUCAGCAGAGCAAGUGGCCCCCUCUGAGUGCUGACAUCAUUGAGCAGGGCACUUGCUGCCACAGUCACAUGAGGAAUGAGAUUUUAGACAAGCUGGCCAGAAGUGGCAUUUUUCUUCCAUCUGAGCUGGAAGACUUUGAACGUCUCCUCCUGAGGCUGAGCAGGAUUGGGGGCGUAAUGCAGGACAGCCUCCCCGUGCAGAGCUACAAAUCCCAUGCAGGGUGCGACUUUCAUUCCCAGUUCAUCCUCUACUGUUUAGAGCAUGGCCUGCAGCAUCUUCUCUACGCCUAUCUUGACUAUUACAAACUUAGUCCUGGAAAUUGUCCUUUUUUGGAAAAGAAAGAACUACAUGAAGCUCACCCUUGGCUUGAAUUUUUGGUUCAGUGUCGGCAAGUCUCCAGUAACUUGACAGAUCCCAAACUCAUCUUUCAGGCCAGCCUUGCAAACGCUCAGAUUUUGAUUCCCACCAAUCAGGCCAGUGUGAGCAGUAUGCUGUUGGAAGGACACACCCUCCUGGCCCUUGCUACCACCAUGUAUGCUCCGGGGGGUGUCAGCCAGGUCAUUCAGAAUGAAGACAGCGAGAACUGUUUGAAGAAAGUGGACCCCCAGCUACUGAAGGUGGCCUUAACACCUUACCCAAAGCUCAAAGCUGCUCUCUUCCCACAGUACACUGCUUCCAGUAUUCUGCCCUCUGAUAUUACACUCUACCACCUCAUCCAGUCCUUGCCCCCCUUUGAUCCUAGCCGGCUGUUCGGCUGGCAGUCUGCCAACACCCUAGCUAUAGGAGCCAGUGUGAGAAGUAAUGCUUAUUUAUCUUAUAUAAUUUUGGUUUCUUUAUGUUCUAGGAUCCAGCAAGUAGGCAAGGAGGCCUAUACCUUAGGGCUCUCUUCCUUCACCAACCCUUCGGUAGGGGCUGCCUGUGUCUGCUUCUUAGAAUUGCUUGGCCUCAGCAGCCUCAAGCUCAGAGUUGACCUGAAAAUGGCAAAUGUAAUUUUGGGCUCCAAGCGUAGAGAUGAAGAUGCUCAUUCCAGCUUCAUCAGAGAGUCUCUGGCUGAGAAGCUGUCUAAGCUUGCUGACGGUGACAGAGCAGCCACAGAAGAGCUGCUCGUUCUCUUGGAGGAAGGCGUGUGGGACAGCAUUGAGCAGCAGGGCUUUAACAGGUUGUCCAGUGAGUCCAGCAGCCAGUGGGCAUUAGUGCUUCAGUUCUGUAUGCUCCAUGACAGGAAACUGAGCGUGUCCUACCUGAGAGAAUGUGCCAAAGCAAAUGACUGGCUGCAGUUCCUGGUUCACAGCCAGCUGCAUAACUACCACCCAGCAGAGGUGGAAUCUCUUCUUCAGUAUUUCAGUCCUGUCCUUCAGAGCCACUUGAAGCUGGCUUCUGAGAAACUGUCAUCAGGGUCCAUCUCUAGGGAUGACAGCUGCCUCCAGGAACUCCAGAGAAACAAAGGAGAAACAAGUGAUUUCUUUGAAAUUCUCCACCGGUGCUCGGAGGAGUCCGCCUCUUGGAGCUGGCUCCUGGCUGAGGCGGUGAGACAUCGGGCUCCCACCCUCAGUGUCCUGGCCUCGUGUAUCCAGGGUGCCAGUGUUGUCCCCUGUCUCUGUGUUUGGAUUGUCACCUCCGUGGAGGACAAGGUUGCAGCUGAAGCAAUGGGACACAUUCAGAUCUCUGUAGAGGACCAUCACUGGAGCCUGGAGGACCUGUCCAUCAUCUGGAGAACUGUAUUGACAAGACGCAAGAGCCACACUCUCAUCCGAGGUUUCCAGCUCUUCAUUAAGGAUUCCCCACUUCUAUUGAUUAUGGAGAUGUAUGAACUCUGUAUGUUCUUCAAGAAUUACGAGAAAGCCAAAGUUAAACUUUUGGAGUUCCAGAAAAGCCUUGAAACACUUGACUCAGCGGCUGCAAGGGUCCUUCCUAUCAUACCUGCCUCGUGGAUGAAGGGCCAGGUUUGUUUCCUUUUGAAACUUAUGCCGCAGCAAUGUGAGACGCAGUAUGAGCUGGGGAAACUCCUCCGACUGUUUGUUGGCACUGAGCAGCUCUUCUCUGACGGGCCAGACGUGCAGAAGCUGUGUCUCCUCAGCCAAGUGCUGAAGGACACACCUAUCGCCAUUAGCCCUGCAGUCAUUUCCAGCUACAGCACUGAGAAUUUUCAGCGGGAAUGUAGAUCGAUUUUGGAGAAGCUAAAGGCAGAUGGGCAGUUUGCUGUGGCUAGGAGAGUGGCCGAGUUAGCAGCCCUGCCUGUGGACAGCUUGCUGAUUGAACAGUUAACCCAGGAAAUGCAAACACUAACACACACUCCGCAGUGGUCCCUGAAACAAGAAAGACUUGACUUCUGGAAAAAAUGCCAUGAAAAUUUUAAGAAAAACUCCAUUUCAAAGAGAGCAGCCUCUUCCUUCUUCUCUAGCCAAGCCCCGGAGGUGAGUGAGCACCCUGCUGAACAGGGCAGCCUUGAGGAGCGCCAUCUGCUGCUCACUCUGGCGGGUCACUGGCUUGCCCAGGAAGAGCCAGUUCCCCUGGAGGAGCUGGAGGAGCUGGAGAAACGGAUUUGGAUCUGCCGCAUCGCCCAGCACACGUGUGGAGGGGCUGAAGAGGAAGCCAAGCCCAGCCCCUCUCAACACAAGUUGGCUGCUGCUGAACUUUCUUUUGAUAGCUUAGCCAGUGAGCUGUCCUUCUCCAAGCUUGCUGCUUUGAACACAUCCAAAUACUUAGGCCUUAAUGAUCUUCCAUCCAAGACAACGUGUGAGAACAGACUGAAACACAAAGAGCAGGAGUCACUGAACACUUUGAUCGGGCAGCUGCUAGAUGGUGGCUGUGUGCAUGAAGCAAGCAGAGUGUGCCAGUAUUUCCGUUUCUAUAGCCAGGAUCUAGUGCUGGUGUUGCACUGCAGAGCCUUGGCCUCCGCAGAGGCCAGCAUGGAAGACUUGCACUCAGAGAUCCGUGCCCUCCUCUCAAGUGCCGCACAGCCUGAGGACCUGGAGAGCCCGAGCGUCCCUCUUCGGAAAGCCCAUAGCUCUUCAAGUUUGGACAGUCAAUCAUUUGUGAUGGUACCACCCACUGAUGAGGUAGCCCAGAACCUCCACACUCUCAUAAGCAAGUGCCUCCAUGGGAAGAACUACUGCCGGCAGGUCCUCUGUCUGUAUGAACUUGCCAAGGAUUUGGGCUGUUCCUAUGGAGAUGUUGCUGCUAGAGACAGUGAAGCCAUGCUCCGAGCAAUCUUAGCUUCUCAGCGGCCUGACCGAUGUAGACAAGCCCAGGUCUUCAUCAACACCCAGGGCCUUGAACCAGACACUGUGGCUGAACUAGUGGCUGAAGAGGUGACACGGGAGCUACUGACUCCAUCAGAGGGAACAGGAGAAAAGCAACCUUUCAACCCAGCAGAGGAAAGCCAGACAUUUCUUCAGCUAACUGCUUUGUGUCAAGACCGUACAUUGGUGGGCAUGAAGUUGUUGGACAAGAUUCCCUCUGUCCCCCACGGGGAGCUGUCCUGCACCACAGAGCUCCUGAUCCUGGCCCACCACUGCUUUACCUUUACCUGCCACAUGGAAGGCAUCAUCAGAGUCCUGCAGGCCGCCCGCAUGCUCACAGAUAACCACUUGGCUCCCAACGAGGAGUACGGAUUAGUGGUCCGCCUCCUCACUGGCAUUGGGCGCUACAAUGAGAUGACGUACAUAUUUGACUUGCUGCAUCAAAAGCAUUAUUUCGAAGUUCUGAUGAGAAAGAAGCUAGACCCAACUGGCACCCUGAAGACAGCCCUACUAGACUACAUCAAACGUUGCCGCCCUGGAGACAGCGAAAAGCACAAUAUGAUUGCCCUGUGCUUCAGCAUGUGCCGGGAGAUAGGAGAGAAUCACGAGGCAGCAGCUUGCAUCCAACUGAAGCUGAUUGAGUCUCAGCCCUGGGAAGAAAGCCUCAAGAAUGGAGCCCAACUAAAACAGCUCCUGCUUAAAGCCCUGACUCUGAUGUUAGAUGCAGCAGAGAGUUAUGCCAAGGACUCCUGUGUUCGACAGGCCCUGCACUGUAACAGGCUCACCAAGUUGAUAACACUACAGAUUCACUUUCUCAACAGUGGCCAGAAUACAAUGCUUAUCAACUUGGGCCAUCAGAAGCUAAUGGACUGUAUCAUGACCCUACCUCGGUUCUACCAGGCUUCUAUUGUAGCUGAGGCCUAUGACUUUGUUCCUGACUGGGCUGAAGUACUCUACCAACAAGUGAUUCUUAAAGGAGACUUUAGUUAUUUGGAAGAAUUUAAGCAGCAGAAGUUACUAAGACCCAAUAUAUUUGAAGACAUUUCCAAAAAAUAUAAACAACACCAGCCUACCGACAGGGUCACAGAAAACCUGAAGAAGUUACUUUCAUAUUGUGAAGAUAUCUACCUGUAUUACAAGUUGGCAUAUGAACACAAAUUUUUUGAAAUUGUAAAUAUGCUUCUGAAGGACCCUCAGACGGGAUGCUGCCUUAAAGAUAUGCUCGCAGGUUAGAAGAUUGGAAAGGCGCCUGAUUGCUUGUUUGUACCUAUACAGCUCUAAGGGAUGUUCAAUCCUAAUAAAGUAUUUGGAGAUCUUUAUCCCCAUUUGAGUUGAAAAGCCCAGAAAUAUACCAUACUGCAUUAGUCGUUUGUGGCUGUAGGGAAUGGAGGAAAAAUUAGUAUUGAGAUCAGAAGUGCUUUGUUAGAGUGGCUUCUACAUCAGAGAAACAAUAGUGGUUAAAGAACGCCUGUACCUGCAGGUUCCAGUUUCAAAGCAAUUUAAUCUUAUUUACACAGUUAAGGAACAGGUGAUACAUUUUCAUGAGUUAGAAACUGAACUUUCUAUAAUAAAAUAGUUUUUAAUUCA
Molecule: messenger RNA, 7550 nt
Organism: Mus caroli (Ryukyu mouse)
Lineage: Eukaryota; Metazoa; Chordata; Mammalia; Rodentia; Muridae
Source: RefSeq, a predicted model, not a curated record